UCGCAGGCGCCAUUCGAAACAACAAGAACAAAAACAGGUUUUCUACAACAUAACAGAAGAUUUCGAAGGAAAGACUCGAAAAUGGAGCCCAUAUCACAUCUAGUUAAAUCUACAUUGCCCAACUAUCUAUCCAACUUGCCAAUUCCCGACAGUCUUGGUGGCUGGUUCAAGCUAUCUUUCACGGAUUGGCUCGCCCUCAUACCACCAACGGUUGUUGUAGCCGGUAUUGGAUACACCAGUUAUCUAGCCUUCUGCCCUGCCGCCCGAUGUGGUGACAAGAAUUCGGGCCUCUGCAACAACGUAAUACGCAAAAAUGAGGCCAAAGUGGUGACCAUGGUCGAUGUGGAGGAUAUUGCGGAUAAAGCGGCAUUCUGUCGCUGCUGGAAAACCAAGAACUGGCCCUACUGCGAUGGCAGCCAUGCCGAACACAACAAGCAGACUGGCGACAACGUGGGACCCAUUAUUGUCAAGAGGAAGUAAUUCCAGCGGUGCAUCGAUGAUAUUCGCGUUUAGCAUUUCCUUGUUGAAAUUUUCUUCGCCCUUCAAGGGAAGGGGUGGGGAAUUCUUUUGUUCAAAUACUUCAAGCAGACCUGUCGAGCCUCUUGUAAUCGUAAGCAAUACAUAAUUGAUAUUGAAUCCAAUCUAACCAGAAGCCAAUAAAAUUUGCCUAAUCAGA
Molecule: messenger RNA, 676 nt
Organism: Drosophila obscura
Lineage: Eukaryota; Metazoa; Arthropoda; Insecta; Diptera; Drosophilidae
Gene: Cisd2
Product: CDGSH iron-sulfur domain-containing protein 2 homolog
Exons: 2
Coding region: 82-480 (132 amino acids)
Biological process (GO): regulation of autophagy
Cellular component (GO): mitochondrial outer membrane; intracellular membrane-bounded organelle
Molecular function (GO): 2 iron, 2 sulfur cluster binding
Source: RefSeq, a predicted model, not a curated record